Pochonia chlamydosporia 170 is the source of this 1278-nucleotide messenger RNA. Its product is annotated as transcription factor IWS1. Gene Ontology annotation, cellular component: nucleus. The record is from RefSeq and is a predicted model, not a curated record. The transcript has 3 exons. Bases 1 to 1278 code for a protein of 425 amino acids. NCBI's taxonomy places the organism in Eukaryota, Fungi, Ascomycota, Sordariomycetes, Hypocreales, Clavicipitaceae. Gene Ontology annotation, biological process: poly(A)+ mRNA export from nucleus.
AUGUCGGACCGCGAAUCCCCUGCCGGUUCACCGGCAAAUGAGCCAGUCGAUGAUGGGCAGGAGCAGGAUUUCCAAGAUGAGGUUGCAGCCGCUGAUUCAGACCGGGACUCGGAUGCGCUAUCUGAAAUCGAUGAAAACGAGUUUGAAGACUACGAUCCGGAGACAGCCAAUAUCGAGGACCGGCCAGUAGAUAUUGACGAAGAUAUUGCGCGUACUCUCAAGGCCACCAAGCGAAAGCGCGUUGCUGGAGAUGUGCCUAAAAAACCACGAGAGGGUCGCCGAGAGAAGAGGAGGGACCGUGAUGAUGAUGUUCCCAUGGAGGACGGCUCAGAACCUGAUGGAAAGGCGCCACGACGAGCAAGGCGAGCCGCUGAAGGCGAGAGACGGCGAGCAAAGGCUGAUACUCCUGAACCCCAGAACGAGGAAGAGUUGAGCCCUGAAGAGCGAAGAAAGAGGGCCAUCGAUCGAGCACUCGAUGCGGCGAUUAAAAAGGGUGGAACGACUAAACGACGGCGCAAGGAUGAAAUUGAUUUGGAAGACGAGAUUGAUGAGCAGCUUGCGGAGCUCAAGGUCAAGAUGGAGCGGGCGUGCCGAGCCGACAACGAAGCACGAGAGUCUGGGCAACCGGCUCUGCACAAGUUGAAGCUUCUCCCCGAGGUCAACGCGAUUCUAAACCGAAACAAUGUGCAGCAUGCUGUUCUCGACCCAGACACCAACUUCCUGCAGCACGUCAAGUUCUUCCUCGAGCCGCUUAAUGAUGGGUCCUUGCCUGCGUACAAUAUCCAACGCGAUCUAUUUACAGCAAUGACCAAGCUCAAUGUUGAAAAGGAAGCACUCUUGAGCAGCGGCAUCGGAAAGGUGGUCCUGUUUUACACCCGGAGCAAAAAGCCAGAACCAAGCAUCAAGAGGAUGGCUGAGAGGCUGCUGGGAGAAUGGAGUCGACCCAUCUUGAAGCGAACGGAUGACUACAAGAAGCGACAGAUUGAAAGCCGUGAUUACGAUUACCAGGCCGCGAAAAUGGCACAGCGCCAAAAGAUUGGAUCGCAGUUUAGCCUCACCCAGCGACCGGCAAUGUCUGCCCGCGACGCUGAACGCGAACGUAUUCUCGCGCCGGUUGGCUCUAACAACCGCGCACGUAUGUCAAGUCUUCCAGAGAGCUAUACCAUUGCUCCCAAGAGCACCUUUGACGGCACCAGGGGCUCAGAACAUCGGCCACUUGGUGCGGGUGGUAUGGAGGCGUUUAGAAAGAUGACGCAGAAGAGCAAGAAGCGAGGCUGA